Molecule: messenger RNA, 483 nt
Organism: Cucurbita maxima (winter squash)
Lineage: Eukaryota; Viridiplantae; Streptophyta; Magnoliopsida; Cucurbitales; Cucurbitaceae
Product: probable calcium-binding protein CML44
Exons: 1
Coding region: 1-483 (160 amino acids)
Molecular function (GO): calcium ion binding
Source: RefSeq, a predicted model, not a curated record
AUGGCUCCUCCUAUUAGCUCAAACGACUUGCUCAGGAUCUUCAACAGGCUCGACAAGAACGGGGAUGGCCUCAUUUGCGUGCAGGAGCUCAAGUGGCUCCUAGACACCAUUGGCAUCCAAUUGACCAUGGAGGAGUUGGAGUCGUUUCUCGAGAAACCGAGCCUCGACUUCGAUGAGUUCUUGAUCUUUUAUGAGUCGAUGUCGAAGCAAAAUAAAGGCGAGUGCAAGGGUGGGUUGGUUGAUGAGCAUGAAGAUGAAGAUGAAGAUGUGGAGAUUGUAUAUAUGGCUUUUAAAGUGUUUGAUGUGAAUGGUGAUGGCUUCAUUUCUUGCGAGGAGCUCGAAAACGUGCUAUCGAGGCUUGAGCUUUGGGAUGCAAAUAGAAGCGAGGUUGAUUGUAGAAGCAUGAUCCGAGCUUAUGACACCAAUUUGGAUGGGAAGCUGGAUUUUGAAGAAUUUAUGAAUAUGAUGUUGUUCACAAAUUAA